Messenger RNA from Nymphalis io (European peacock), 3238 nucleotides. Its product is annotated as transcription factor GATA-6-like. Gene Ontology annotation, biological process: negative regulation of transcription by RNA polymerase II; cell fate commitment; positive regulation of transcription by RNA polymerase II. The record is from RefSeq and is a predicted model, not a curated record. NCBI's taxonomy places the organism in Eukaryota, Metazoa, Arthropoda, Insecta, Lepidoptera, Nymphalidae. The transcript is spliced from 9 exons. Gene Ontology annotation, molecular function: RNA polymerase II cis-regulatory region sequence-specific DNA binding; zinc ion binding; DNA-binding transcription factor activity, RNA polymerase II-specific. The coding region runs from base 112 to 2073 and encodes 653 amino acids.
GACGAUUCCGUGAGUGAUAGUGAAGCCGGAGCGAUGCUCCUCACGCUUACGAAAAUAGUUUUUUAAUAAUAAAUCGGACUUGCGAAAUUUUAACAACACUUAAGAAUCAAUAUGGAGAAUGUUAGUUCUAUGAUUCAAAGAAAUGAGGAACAAAGAGAUGAAGAUAAUAAUGAAGCGUUACAACUCGUAAAGAAUGAAGAGCGACAGGACAUGGCGGGUGGGGAGUCAAGUGUAAGCGGAAAUAAUAAUGAAGGCGUGUCUGGAGCAGUCGCAGUAUCAGGAUCAGAGUCGAACGCAGAACCACACUCAGUGAUCACAUCGCGACGGGCUCUUAGGACUAUUACGACAGCUGGUCACAUCACUGACAGCGCAGACCUGAACGACGAAAGUGUUAAAGAUGAGCCCCCUGAACAACAACAGCUAGAACACGAGCAACUACAGUACGCACCCAAGUUGGAAGAUACAGACGGUCGGGGUGCCGCUUCUCAUUAUGACGAGGAGAGAUUGCGCAUGGCUGAAGCGGAAACUGCUCGAUACUUAGCAUUUAAGCAGGAACCGUAUCGUUCCUUACAGUCUCCUACGCCGGCACCUCAGGACAAACGACUCCAGCCACAGCCACAAUACGCGCGAGGUCCGCCGCCGCGGUCGGCGUACGGUCGCGGGCUCGCUUUACGUUACGGCACACCUCAUCAUGUCAUAGUAGCACAGGAUGGUGAUGCUGACGAGCACUCACAUGAAGCAUUUCUACAAAAAGAAAAGGCUGAGCAACUACAACAGGCCUACGCAGCUUCUGAAGCUGCGAACGCUCAGGACGGCAGGCAGUACGCGGCUGUUCUCAGCGAUCAAGUGGCCGUCUCUUCCGCCUUAGAAAUGAUUCAAACUACAUCGUUAAGUAAUCAACAGGCGGUCGGCGUUGCUUACCAGCAGGUAAAGUAUGAAUCGCGCGGUGAGGGGGAGCCUCGGCCGACUACGUACGCGAGCCUACAACCUGUAACCUCCGUGCACAGCGCGAGUGGGUACACAUACGCGGGGCAAAGCCCGCAGUACGCGGCAGCAGGAUACAGCACGUACAACAGUAGCAAGGAACUGCUGACGCUGUACGGAGCGGGGGCGGCGGCGCCGCGAGGUGACGACUCGCCACCCGGACUACUGUACCGCAGCGACCCAACCCUCUCCUCGUCCUCACUUAACACUCGAGGCGCCCACGUCGUGUACGGCUCUGUGGUGCCCCAAUCACAGGCCGUUUAUGAAGCACCUCCUAGCCCUAACUCGCAGCAAGUGAACGUAUUGUACACACACGGCAACACAGUGCAAUACAAGGUGGGCGGAGAACACUACCUGGGACAGGGCGGUGGCGUGGAGUACGUGCCGGUGUCGGGCUACGAGGGCGGACUACUUGUCGAGAGCUACGCGGCGCCUGCGCAGGCUUGGCCCGGCCAUAACCUGCUUCCCAUAGACGACAGCUUUGAUCCCAGUAUGGCAGGGAUGGGCGAGGUAAAGGAGUGCGUGAAUUGCGCGGCGGCGACAACUCCGCUGUGGCGGCGCGACGGCACUGGUCACUAUCUUUGCAACGCGUGUGGCCUCUACACGCGUAUCAACGGCGUCAAUCGACCACCUCUCAAGGGUCAAAAGGCGAAACCUCAGCAAGCUCUCCCGACGAACGGCAAUCGCCGCGUAGGAGUGACUUGCGCGAACUGCCGCACGUCCAACACGACGCUGUGGCGACGCAACAACAACGGAGAGCCGGUCUGCAACGCCUGCGGUCUCUACUACAAACUGCACAACGUUAACCGUCCACUGAGCAUGAAGAAGGAUGGAAUCCAGACGCGUAAGCGAAAGCCGAAAAGCAUGGGCGGAGGAGGGGGCAGCGCAGGAGUGGCGCGAAGCGGCGCUCUCUCCGUGGAGGCACACUCGCACAAGGUGCUGCCUCCGCUGUACGCGGCGGUGGAGGGCGCGGAUGCGGGCGCGCCGCUGCUGUUGCUGCCCGCCGCGAGACACCACGCCGACCUCGCGGUACCAGCGCUAGAGCUCUCCGGAGCGGCGUCCUCCACGCAGCACUAUCGUCCGCCCUAACGAAUCUACUAAGGGUGUAGGAGGUACCUCGUUGCGCGUUCGUGUCGAAACAUUACAAUGUGAGUGUCGUAAAGUGAGGUUGGACUAUGAUUAUUAUUCGUUCCUUGUCACCAAAGCGCUACCAAAAUAGCAUUUAUGAUUACGAUAUCUCGAGCGGAUUAUCUUAUGAUCGCUGCCGAUAGUGCUAUCGCUGUACAGUGUUGUAAUAUACUAGUUUAAAAUGCGCAAACAUAGCGUUUGUGAGGAGAUUUUAUAUUAAUAUUUAAGUGUAACUUAAAGUACCUAAUGUUAUGUAAACUUUUGUAAGGCCAAAGAUGCCGUCUUUGCUGAUUCGAAGAUGACCCAGUUCUUAAAUAUUCACUGAGUUAGAGCAAUGAGAAUAAGGAUGAUUUAAAAAAUAUAUAAUAUCAUAUAUUGAACUACGUACGUCGUAAUGAAAUCUUGUUAUUUAAUUUUGACUGCCUCGUUGGUCUAGUGACUAGAUAUAAAGCCGCAGAGCUGGAGGUCCUGGGUUCAAAUCCCAGGUCGGGCCAAUAGAAAAUUAUUGGGUUUUUCCGUCGAAAAUUCUCAGUAGCAGCCCGGAGUCUGUAAGUUAGAAGUGUGUACACUCCUAUACCUCGGAAAGCGCGUAAAACCGUUGGUGUGUCGCCUGUAUUACAAAAUGAAAUAAAUAAUUUUAAAUCUAAAAAUAGCUUGACAGAGAAUUAUUUAAAUAAAAAGGAAAUUAGGUUCACUCAAAAUAAAACAUAAAAAAAUGUAUAAAUGUUUUUAGCUACGCAAUUGUGUUCUUGAUGCGUUUUAUUUGAUAAUAUUUUAGUGUAAAUAAAACGUACCAUCAUCGCUUGAGGUGAGGCUCUUUGUAAACAAUCAGAUAAAUAUGUAUAAAGCUAUUUACUUGAGGAGAUAUUGUAUAAGACCACGGCUAUCAAAUAUGACGAAUUUAUUAAUAUAUUUAUAUUAGAUGUAAUGUGUACGUGCGAGUGUAUUUGUGUGUGUGUGUGUGUGUGUGUGUGUGUGUGUGUGUGUGUGUGAGUAGCGAGUGAACUCUGUACAGGUUUUUUAUUUAUACUCUACAAAAAACAACGAAUAGAUUUUGUGUGUAAUAUAUAUACCUGUGUGUUUGAUUUAGUUUGGGCUGUAAUUUAAAUAAAUUCCUUGCCAAUUG